Leucoraja erinaceus (little skate) is the source of this 4556-nucleotide messenger RNA. RefSeq names its product UDP-glucuronosyltransferase 2A2-like. The record is from RefSeq and is a predicted model, not a curated record. Gene Ontology annotation, molecular function: UDP-glycosyltransferase activity. The transcript is spliced from 2 exons. The coding region runs from base 991 to 2604 and encodes 537 amino acids. NCBI's taxonomy places the organism in Eukaryota, Metazoa, Chordata, Chondrichthyes, Rajiformes, Rajidae.
GAGGGCCGUACGGUGGCGCAGUGGUAGUUGCACCCUACAGCGCCAGACUUGGGUUUGAUACUGACUAGGGGUGCUGUCUGUGUGGAGUUUGUACGUUCUCCCUGUGACCGCAUGGGAUGUCUCCAGGUGCUCCUGUUUUCUCAUACAUUCCUAAGAUCACAGGUGUGGAAGCUAAUUGGCUUGGGUGAAAAUUGUCAGUUGUCCUUUGUGUGUAGGAUAGUGUUAAUGUGGACGGAUCGCUGGUUGCGCGAUUUCAAUGGACCGAAGGACCUGUUUCCGCACGGUACCUCUAAACUAAACUAAAAUACUCAUACUGCUGGGUUUGUAAACUGCCCAAUGUUUGUCAUGUCUGCAAACUUACUAAUCAACCCACCAAAUCAUUUAUAAACUCAAAUAAUUUAUAUAUUCAAAUGUUUUAUAUAUUCACAAACAGCAAAGGUCCCAGCACUGUCCCUGUGGAACAACACUGGUCACAGUGCCCUGGUCAAAACAAAAACGCAUCCACCACUACUCUCUACUGCCAAGCAACGUUUGAAUGUAAAGCCCAUGCAAUCUCUGGAUUGUUAUAAAAUCCACCUGGUUCAUUAAUAUUUUUAUUACGGAAAAGUAAAAAUCACUUGAUCAGUUUGUAUUCCUGGAAGUCUAGGGUAACAGAGUCAGGAGGUUGAAUUUUGUGUUCACUCCGAGGCAACAAGUCAACUGAAUUUAUCCUUGCCAAAAAAAAAGACCAACCAAACAUGUUAUGCACUCGGAAUGUAAAAUAAACGCAUCAAAGCAAACAUUACACAACCAAAACUCUUAGACUUUGUUCCCAUCGACUGAAAAUCGUUCAUCAUUUCGACGAAAUUUUAGCGACAUUGGUGAGGAAACUUCCAUCGUGAUUGUAUUUACCAAAUGAACUUUCAUACUUGCGGCUAUUUUAAAAUACAGUUUGGGGGCGGGUGCUUUGGUGUUGUAUUUGUCCGAUCAGUGUGAUCAUCUUUCCUCAACAUGGGUGGUCUUGGAUGGAGAAGCAGAUCAAAGGUCACAUUUGUUCUUGGUAUCAUCUUCGCCCUGUCUUGUCCAAUUACCCAAGCAGCUAGAAUAUUGGUUGUGCCUGUUGAUGGAAGUCACUGGAUUAAUAUGAAAAUUCUAAUGGAAGAGCUGAUCCUUCGUGGCCACAACAUCACUAUGCUUUGUUACUCCGCAAACUGGUACAUCAAAGGGAGACCCGAUCUGUAUCAAACCAUCAUAGUUCAAGCACAAGAAAACAUUGAAGCACCUUCAAGGAAAGAAGUGAUGGAAAGAAUUGUGCUAAUGUCACUGGACAGGUUACAGAAUGGUCACACCCUAUGGGGCAACAUAAUAUUACAAAAUAUAAUGGCUACGUUUAUGUACAAAUUCCAUAGACUACAUCAAAAUUUCAACAUUGCGAUUUUUGAAAACAAAACUUUGUUGAAUCAAUUUGAAAAUGCAAACUUUGACCUAAUACUCACAGAUCCUAUAUUUGGUACCGGGCCAAUGCUUGCGUAUUAUUUAAAAGUGCCGCUGGUGUUCAACGUUCGAUGGCAGAUGACAGGGGAAGCCCAUUUUCUCACUGCCCCGUCACCACUUUCCUACAUCCCAUUUCCUGGCUCACUUCUCACAGGCAAAAUGGAUUUUCUCCAAAGAACAGAAAAUAUCAUUCACAGUCUCUUUCACCGCUUGAUUUCAGAGUUUUUAACACAUCCAGUUUAUAAUGAAAUCUGCCAUCGGUAUCUGGGACCAGACACGGACAUCAAGUCGAUUCUCCUCAGAGCUGAUGUGUGGCUGAUGAGGGUGGAUUUUGUGUUUGAAUUCCCAAGACCCACCAUGCCAAACAUUGUGUACAUCGGAGGCUUCCAGUGUAAACCAGCACGGCCUCUGGCAGCAGAGUUUGAGGAGUUUGCCCAAAGCUCAGGUAAACAUGGACUUGUUGUAAUGUCAUUGGGGACCUUUGUCCACUCUUUACCAAUGGAGAUUACAAUGAAAAUAGCAGAAGCAUUAUCUCAAAUCCCCCAGAAGGUUAUCUGGAGAUAUGAAGGUGAGACCCCUCCCAAUAUAGGGAAUAAUACACUCAUGGCAAAAUGGAUCCCUCAGAACGACCUGCUGGGUCACCCCAACACACGAGCCUUUGUUUCACACGGAGGCACCAAUGGGAUUUAUGAAGCCAUCUACCAUGGGGUGCCAGUGAUCGGCAUGCCUCUGCUUUUUGACCAGUUUGACAAUGUAGUCAGACUUGAAUCCCGAGGAGCAGCAAAAGUGAUCAAUGUUGCAACGAUGCACUCUACAGAUCUGUUGCAGGCACUCAACGAGGUGAUAAACGGCACAUCUUACGGGGACAACAUGAAGAGACUCUCUGCUCUCCAUCGGGACCAGCCAGAGUCGCCAAUGGAGAGAGCCGUUUUCUGGGUUGAGUACGUUGCCCGACACAAAGGAGCCGGGCAUUUGCGCUCAGAAUCCCACCGACUCCCCUGGUACGCUUACUAUUGUGUAGAUGUGAUGAUCUUUCUGUUGUCUGUGUUACUCCUGCUCACUGUGUUGGUGGUUGGAACACUGAAGAAACUUUGUCGUAUUGUUUGUGGGAAAAAGCAAAAGACGGAGUGAGAUUUUUUUCCCCUUGGUAUAUUUUGUUCUUGGGAUAGAGUCUUUGAAGUUCUUUCAAAUUAAUAAAAAGGAAGUUAUACCUGUAUUUGAUGCGUCUUUCCAAAUUAUUCACAAUAUUGCAAAACAUCUUAUGAAAAUUGAGUCACAGAUCAGUGAAAGUAUUGCAUUUGUUUUUUGAUAGGCACAGGAAAAUAAAUUGUGAUUGUUAAUCAAUCGUGUGUGUGUCAGAUGGCAGCCAAGACAGAAGGGUAUCAUUUACAAAUACCAAGUGAUUACUGAACCAAAUUUGCAACAAUUCUACAGAAUAAAAUCAAAUAAGAUGCAAUCAACUUCAUUUAUUAUGUCUGAUGAACUUAUAGGAGCCUUUACAAACUUCAAAGUCCUAUAGAGCUGCAUCAUGAGUUACUGACUCUUACAUUCAAUGCCCCUCACAAUUACAGCAUACCAUAUACCUUCUUUACCACCCCAUCCACUUGUGCUGCUAUGAACUUGGACUCCGAAAUUCCUCUGCAUGUCAAUGCUGCUAAAGGUCUUGCUAUUCAUUGUACAUUCUCUCCUGACAUUCAACCUCCCAAAGUGCAACACCUCACACUUGCUCAGGUAAAUUCCAUGUGCAAUUACUCUGUCCAUUUCUCCAGUUGUUCUAUAUCCCACUGUAUCUUCUGACAGCCUUCCUCACAGUUUACAACUCCUCCAAUUUUAGUGUCAUCAGCAAACUUACUCACCGACCCAUCUACAUUUACAGUAUGCCCAGGCCAUCUAUAUUGCCUUCAUAGGUACAAAAAUAUAUUUUAAAAUUAUAAUUGUUGGUAAUAAUUGUUGAUUAGUUAAUAAAGUUUAAAUAUUCCUUAAGAAUGUAUCAGAUAUUAAUAACUUUCAGCAUCUGGAGGGCUAAUUCUUUCACACAUGAAUCCCACAGUCACGCAGACAGCACAGCUGUUAGCAGGGAACUGAAUCAUCCUACCACAAGCAGAGAACAGUGCUGUACUAUCUGCCUCUUUGGUGACCCUUGGACUAUCCUUGAUUAGACUUUGCUGACUGUACCUUACACUGAACAUUAAUACCUUAUUCCCAGUACACUGUGGGCAGCUCAAUUGUGAUCAUUUAUUAUCUUUCUGCUGACUGGAUAGCACGCAUCCAAAGCUUUUGAUUGUACACUUGACUCUAAACUAAACUAACUAACUAAAUGAUUGCAAUCCAUGAGUCACUUCGUUCCUCAAACCUGUUGUGUCACUCAGUUAGGGUAUCAUCUACCCAUUGGACCCAUCAGCCUCGAUAUGUUUGCUCAAUGGAAAAAAAUAUCAUGUCAUCUUUCAACUAACUCUUGACCAAGCAAUUUCUGUGGAAAGAGCUCAGUAGGAAGGAACUGCAGUUGCUGGUUUAUACCGAAGAUAGAUAAAAAAAGUGCUUGAACAAAAUACAACGUACUGGAGAAACUCAGCGGGUCAGGCAGAAUCCCUGGAGAAAAUGAAUAGAUGACAUUUCAGGACUGAAAAAGUCUGACGAAAGGUCUUGACCCAAAAGGUCACCUAUUCUUUUUCUCCAGUGAUACUGUGUGUCUCGCUGAGUUGCUCCAGCAUGUUAUGACUAUCUUCAAAUAUUCUUAAUUCAUUGAGUGCAAAAUGCGUCCUAAUGUCAUAUGCUAUGUUUGAAAUCUUCCUUUCUUACAUUUAGAUUACAUUUGCAUCUAUAUUCCACAGUGUCCAAACAACUGAAUAUAAACCUGAGAGGUGCAGUUUGCCCCCAUAUUUUACUCUUUUAACCCAGAUGCUGUUGUGAUUUAAUUUCGAUCUGUAAGCCCCUUUGAGACCAUUCUCCCACAGGUGUGAAGUCCCAAAGUGUGAUCUGAUCUGGGCUUUCAGCAUGAAAAUUGUUACUUGCAUCUCUCCAAAUCUAUUUUGACCCUUGACUAAUUUGUGCUUGUAUGCAAUCAAACAACAAUUUGCAUUUAU